UAAAAUUAAAUAAAUUGUAACCAUAUUUAUUAGCAUAUGAUUUUCUUAUCGUUUAUUGCAAUAUUGAACGUUGGUCGGGUUAGCUCAAUUUAUUUUUCCGACUCUUAUUAAUCGAAAUGACUGAAUGUGAAUGUGAAAGAAUUCAAGAAAAAUGUGUCCAGGUGCACUAUUUUACAGAGGAAAGGGAUAAACAACCGAAAGAAAAAUAUAGAUUUUCCUGGAUGCUAGGUUUUUCUGCUUUUACAGGUGACCUUCUAGGUGUUACUUAUGGAUUUUCGACAUCAUGGCCAUCUUCCAUAAUACCGAAGCUGCAGUCGAACAACACAGAAGUGAAUCCAUUAUCAGCACCCAUAACACCCAUAGAAACGGCUACACUAGCAGCUUUGCCACUGGUAUUCAAUACGAUAGGAAUAAUAGCACUCCUAGUCACAUCAAAAAUAUCAGACAAAAUAGGAAGGAAAACGUCGCUCAUUUGUAUUGCUGCAGUUAUUUCUCUGUGUUAUCUGGUUUUAGCGUUCGCCAAGCACAUUUCUAUUUAUUUUCUGUGCUUGGCUUUAAUCGGACUUUGCGAUGGAGUGAUAACAACUAACCUAGCAGCGUACAAUUCGGAAAUUGCCCUGGACUCAAACAGGGGCAAAGUGAUGUGCUUUCAAGGAUUAUGCGUGCCCAUUGGAAAUACCGUGGCAUAUUUCGCGGGAUUCACCAACGUGAAAACCAUCGCUUGCAUAGGCAUAGUUUGUCCAUUGUCAUUUUUAUGUCUGUCCUAUUUUCUACCGGAGUCUCCAGUAUUUUUAGUUUCCAAUGAAGCGCGAUGUAAGAAAGCUCUGAAACGGUUACGGGGCACCAAAGACGUCGAGCUGGAGUUUCUUACCAUUAAAAAAUCGACAGAUGAUACCAGGAAAUUCACGAUUUUCGAUGUAUUUAAAUCACGAGCUUCGAUUAAGUCUUUUGCGUUGUCUGUGGAGCUGUUCUCGGCGGAAAUAGCAUCGGGCGCUUUCCUUCUGACUGCGUUUAUGGCUCCGAUUUUCGACGAUGCCAGAAGUUACGUUUCGGGAAACUCGAUAGGGGUCAUUUCGGGUGGAAUACAGAUAGUUUUCGUGUUCGUCGCCUCUUUUUUAGUGGAACGAUUGGGCAGGAAACCAUUGCUGCUUUUUUCUAGCAUUUUCGUCGUACUGAAUUUGUUCUGUUUGGGCGUAUAUUUUUAUCUGAUAAAUAAUGAUAUUUUGGUUAACGGAGAGUACGGAUGGAUACCUCUAUUUUUCGUGGUUUUUUAUUAUAUGGUGUACAGCGUAGGAUUGGGUCCUAUACCGUUCACUAUGACGUGCGAAUUGUUUUCGCACGAUUUAAAAAAAAUUGGUAUUUCUGCCGUAAUGAUUGUCACUAACAUACAAGUAUUUAUAGUCUUGUUUUCUUUUCCUUUAAUUACCGAAGCGAUAGGAGUUCACUUUUGCUUGUGGCUUUAUUGCCUGCUAUCUAUUUUCGCGUUUGUUGCUAUUUAUAUUACUAUACCGGAAACUAAGGGAAAGAGCAUGUUUGAAAUUCAAGAUAUUUUGGCGCGACAUUAUUAAAUUUUUAGAGAAUUUUCGCAUUUUUAUUUAAUGAGUACAAAAUAGGAUAAUACGAAAAUUAUUAUCUAAUAGUAAUUUUAAAUAUUUCAUUGUAAAUAUAAAUAGGCAAUUUAUUUUUCGUCACAAACUAUGGUUUUUCCAUAAAAUUUUCUAGGUAAAUUCGUUAAUUAAUAAUUCAUGAAGCAAUAAUUUCCCAUUAUAAAUGAAUACUUAAUGACAUAAUUUAACUACCCACUUUGACCUCAGAAUAGUUACUGCAUAAUUGCAUCAUUUUUGUACAUAACUUCCUAUAUUUUUUCUUAAGCUCAAGUUUCAAAACUUUUCUAGUUCUGUUUAUUAUACAGUACCUAUAUAUUUUUU
This is a messenger RNA of Phyllotreta striolata, 1928 nucleotides long. NCBI's taxonomy places the organism in Eukaryota, Metazoa, Arthropoda, Insecta, Coleoptera, Chrysomelidae. The record is from the annotation of a GenBank genome assembly.